GAGUUGGAGUCGCAGAAGAAGAAGAAGAGGCGUGUCUGUGACGUCACGCGCGUAACGUCCAGAAUCCACUAUGGCGGAAAGGUAGUGGCGACUCACUUUACCGGUAAACUCGACAUCGGAUAGCAGAUAUCUGCUCGAGUCACCAUUCUCCGGCUCACGCUCAAACACCCCGUCUCCUCGUGCACUCUCUCUGGUCUUCGCGGAACUAACAGAAACAUGCCUAACAUCAAGAUCUUCAGCGGCAGCUCGCACCAGGAUCUGUCUCAGAAGGUCGCGGACCGUCUCGGGCUGGAGCUGGGGAAAGUGGUGACGAAAAAGUUCAGCAACCAAGAGACGUGUGUGGAGAUCGGAGAGAGUGUCCGUGGAGAGGAUGUGUACAUCGUCCAGAGCGGCUGUGGAGAAAUCAACGAUAACCUGAUGGAGCUUCUGAUUAUGAUAAACGCCUGCAAAAUCGCAUCGGCCUCCCGAGUCACAGCGGUCAUCCCCUGCUUCCCUUACGCCCGGCAGGACAAGAAGGACAAGUCUCGGGCGCCCAUUUCUGCCAAGCUGGUGGCAAAUAUGCUGUCAGUUUCUGGUGCUGACCACAUCAUAACCAUGGACCUGCAUGCAUCUCAAAUACAGGGUUUCUUUGACAUUCCAGUGGACAACUUGUAUGCAGAGCCUGCCGUUUUGAAGUGGAUUAAGGAGAACAUCCCCGAGUGGAAGAACUGCAUCAUCGUGUCUCCUGACGCUGGAGGAGCCAAGAGGGUCACCUCCAUUGCAGACAGGCUAAAUGUUGACUUUGCCCUCAUUCACAAAGAAAGGAAGAAGGCCAACGAGGUGGACCGCAUGGUUCUGGUGGGAGAUGUGAAAGACCGGGUGGCCAUAUUGGUGGAUGAUAUGGCAGACACCUGCGGCACCGUCUGCCACGCUGUUGACAAGUUAAUAUCAGCAGGAGCGGUUAAAGUGUAUGCUAUCCUCACCCAUGGCAUCUUCUCUGGACCAGCCAUCUCACGCAUCAACAACGCCUGCUUUGAGGCUGUAGUUGUGACCAACACAAUUCCCCAGGAGGAGAAGAUGAAGCAUUGUCCCAAAAUACAGGUCAUCGACAUUUCCAUGAUCCUUGCCGAGGCCAUCCGCAGGACCCACAACGGCGAGUCAGUGUCGUAUCUCUUCAGUCACGUCCCUUUGUAACGCAACACAGCGGCCGAACCAGGAGCAUCUGAGCCAGUGUGUUCCCAGAGCGGAGGACUGCUUCAGCUUUCACAGUCUGUUCCUCUCAGCAAAUCACUGUUACAAUCUGUGACUGAACGCCAGGCGUUAGGUCAACCAGCGCUUCUCACAAGCUCAUUUAUUUAUUUGCAUCCGUUUGUAUUCAUUCCUGUGCUUGAGAAAAGUAAAGUCACAUGAUGAAGAGAUAAACAUCCUUCUUGAAGAGAAUCGGUGGACACUCUUUAUUUUGAGUUCACUAGAUUAAAGCGGUUUUAGUUUGUGCAGCUUAACAGUAGAUCCUUAACACAAAUCUGCGGUUUUAUUUCACUUUCCGGAUUUUGUUUGUCAUGGAUGUUUUUAAUGACUCUUUAUAUGAUUAUUUCUAUAAAAAAAAAAAAAUCAUUUUGGUUAGGUUAUGCCAUUCUGAUUACCCUCAGGUUCCUCCUCUGUGUGUUGAUUUCAUUGAUAUCCUUGAUUUGAAUCGUUUGUAUUUCAGAAUGCGAGGCGGAAUUUAAUAUUAAACAGCUUUGGCAUUAUUUUGUGUUCGCGUUCUUGAAACAUCUGCAGUGUUAUAGUUCAUAUAUUCUGAUUUUAAAUGCAUUCUGCUAAGAAGAGAUUUUAAUUCUUUGAAAACGAACGUUGCUUUUGUCAAGCAUCUGCUAAGAAAGUAAUUUGUGGAAGUGAAACGAACAUUAAAUAAAAAAAAUUAAACACACACAUUACUAAACAUAUAAGCUAAUAUUCAAUAAAAACAGAAAAAUAUUUUCAGCCAUACAAUGACAUGUCUUUUUGCAAAUAAUGACUUUUUAUGCAGUUAUUGUUCUAUGCGUUAUGCUAAAAGCCACAAAUAAUAUAGUCUCUUGUGUGUUAACUUGACAGACACAGAGGAGUCUGGCAACUAGACCAAAGUGUUUUCAAUAUCGCUAGGAUUUAUAAAAAUUAUGGUAACAUUUCAUGACCUUUACGUCUUUUGGAGAUCACAGAUUUCUUUGCAAACUGAUUAUGCUGAACUAUAUAAUCAACUAGAAUAAAUGUGCAUUUUUGUUCUAAAGUCUAUUCGAUUAUUUCCCGUGGCUCCCUCUGGUGGACAGCAGUGAUAUGAUCGUUCCCAGUGAAAUUCAUGAACAUAAUCUUUUCCUCAGAAGGACUUGUUUUCCAUAUGCUAUGGAAGCCCGUUU
This is a messenger RNA of Sinocyclocheilus anshuiensis, 2369 nucleotides long. RefSeq names its product ribose-phosphate pyrophosphokinase 1-like. Gene Ontology annotation, molecular function: ribose phosphate diphosphokinase activity; ATP binding; magnesium ion binding. The record is from RefSeq and is a predicted model, not a curated record. The transcript is spliced from 7 exons. Gene Ontology annotation, cellular component: cytoplasm; ribose phosphate diphosphokinase complex. Lineage: Eukaryota; Metazoa; Chordata; Actinopteri; Cypriniformes; Cyprinidae. The coding region runs from base 217 to 1173 and encodes 318 amino acids. Gene Ontology annotation, biological process: ribonucleoside monophosphate biosynthetic process; purine nucleotide biosynthetic process; 5-phosphoribose 1-diphosphate biosynthetic process.